Aspergillus calidoustus is the source of this 1233-nucleotide messenger RNA. Lineage: Eukaryota; Fungi; Ascomycota; Eurotiomycetes; Eurotiales; Aspergillaceae. The record is from the annotation of a GenBank genome assembly.
AUGGACACCUUCGAUAAACUGCCUGCCGAAAUCAUCCUCACGAUCCUGGCGCACUGUGAUGAUUUUAGCGGCCCCGUUAGCCUUCUCUCAGUCUCCCCACGCGUUCAUGCUGUCUUUCAGACCCGCCCUCGUGUAAUUGCACUCAGCCUCAUUGCAUCAAAUCCGAUCACGCAAAGACCGGUGGUUAACCAGCUCUGUCAGCAGAUUGCAUUGCUACAUCAGCCGUCAGUCCAUUGCUCGAGCUUUGAGGACUACAGAAGAACAUGUGAGGCCAUCACUGCACUACCUGAAACCCUAGACGUCGCAGAGCUUUUACAGAUAAUCAGAAUCGCUGCGCAUGUUGAACGGUUGACAUGUAUUUGUUUACGGACCAUGCACCAGGCAUUCAUCUCCGCUGUGGAAAAGCAUCCAGCAGGUGAAUCAUCGGGCUCUACCCGCGCGGAGAAAGCAAGAGAUCCCUUUUCCUGGGUCGAGCACUACCGCGUCUCCUCGGCUCUCUGGCACCUCCGACACUUCUCCACUCUCAAAAUGGCCGCCGAGCGCCGCUGGAACUGGCCCGCCGAGUCACUGAACGCUCUAAAUGCGUAUCUCGAGUGGAAUUACAUCAACCCGGUUCACGCCGAGCAGAUCUGGACUAUUUCCGCUGUCCUCGCCGAUCUGGGUCUUGUUCCCUCGCACCAGAUCCCGAGGGCUGCGCUCCCAAUCGGUCAUUCUGCGCCGCCAUGGCUGGGCCGUGACCUUCUAGAUGAGCAUACCCGAGAGCCGCCCCUGGCUAUAUGGCAUUAUCCCACGGAUGAGACGCGGCUCCCUUUCUUCGCCUCCUUCCACCUGCCCCAAGCAACAUCAGCCCAUUCCCACUCUUCCCUCUUCCCCCCUCCCCCAGUACCCGCUGAAACACCGGCCAGCACACAUUGGGGCCUGACAGCUGAAUCCAGCGAAAGCCGGUCUGCCCGAACUGGGCUGAUGAGGGUCUUCAGCCUCAGGAUGGCGCGUGCGCAGAAAAACUACGGAACAGGGGCCAUACGCCCAUUCCGGCGACUCGGGGUAACCAUCUGGGAUAAAUGGCGGAUUUACCAAGUCGGACUUCUUCGUGUGUUUUCCCGGGGCCGGGUACCGACGCCGGACGGAGGGUUCAUUGAGGCAGUUCCGCAGGAUGGGCCUCCACGCGUCGACUGGGUGGAGAUGCAUGGCAGGUGGGCGGCGUUGAUUCAGGGCUUCACCAUGGAUCCUUGA